Molecule: messenger RNA, 1729 nt
Organism: Pelodiscus sinensis (Chinese soft-shelled turtle)
Lineage: Eukaryota; Metazoa; Chordata; Testudines; Trionychidae
Source: RefSeq, a predicted model, not a curated record
UCGAGCAACGUGUCCCUGUCAUGGCAGCUACUCCAGGUGGCAGUUUCCUGAGCACUGUCUCCAGCUGAUCAUAGCGGGAAGAAGCAGUGCCUCGCCUUCCUAACCCGGACGGGGGAACAUGCGUUGACAGAUGUAUUUAAAGAGACCCGUAGCUGGUCUCUCCUUCUGUCUCUUCUAUUUGGCUUCUUAUUUCACCAACAAGUAUGUCCUGUCUGUCCUGAAAUUCACCUACCCUACCCUUUUUCAAGGGUGGCAGACAUUAGUUGGUGGAUUUUUGCUCCACAUCUCCUGGAAGCUGGGCUGGGUGGAGAUCAGUUACAGUUCAAGGUCUGAAGUACUGACAUGGCUCCCGGCUUCAGUAUUUUUUGUGGGCAUUAUCUAUGCAGGUUCCAGGGCAUUAUCUAGAUUGCCAAUUCCUGUGUUCCUUACUGUGCACAAUGCAGCAGAAGUUAUAACCUGUGGAUUCCAAAAGUUUGUGCAGAAAGAGCACACCUCUCUCCUAAAAAUCUGCAGUGUGCUGUUCCUCCUGAUCGCAGCAGGGUGCCUUCCUUUGUUUGACACAGAGUUUGAUCCAGAUGGCUAUCUCUGGGCUCUCAUUCACUUCAUCUGUGUUGGUGUCUACAAAGUAAUUCACAAGUUGUGGAAAACGAAUUCCUUAAGCGAUUUAGACCAACAAUAUAUAAACUAUGUAUUCAGGAUGGGAAUUAAUAUUGUGGCAGCCUUCACCUGCUUUGUGGUGCUUUUGGCCUCUGCUUCCCAUCCAGCAGGUGACCUCUUCAGUGCCUUGGACUUUCCAUUUCUCUACUUCUACCGAUUUCACAGUAGCUGCUGUGCCAGUGGACUGUUGGGAUUCUUUCUGAUGCUCCACACAGUGAAGCUAAAAAGCAUCACAUCAUCAUGGCAAUAUGCAGCCUGGAGUUUCCUUGCAAAGGUUACCACAGCUGGUUUAUCACCAUUCAUCUUUGGCAUGACAGCUAAUAUACCAAUGAUUUGUUGCAUCAGGGAUUUCAGCAGAGCUCCUGGAAUAAGCCUUCUGCUUGGUGGACUUGGAGAAGCCUUGCUUGUUUAUACAGAAAGGAUGGAUACAUAACUCAAAACAGUGAGGAUUCCAAACCCUCACCCACAAUUAGAAUAAACAGCUGACACCCAAAAAGCUCAAAAUGAAAAAAAAAGAAGCUACAGCAGCAAGAAUGGAAAAAAAAUGUGAUCAAACACCAGGUCCCUUCAGUCUACUUUUUUCUUCCAAGGGAACAACAUGCUAUUAAUAGCACUGGUGAAGGAGAAGCAUAGUUGGUCUGAUGAUUACGAGUGUUUGCCUCAAAAGUACAGGACGAGCUAUUUCUGACAGACGCUGUGAAGGAAAAAACUGUAUUGUGUCUGUAGACGGCUUAGUGUGAGAACCUUUUUCAGCAGCACCUUCUCACGCAAGGAACUGAACUUGUCUGCAGAAACAGGAAAAGUAAUGUUCUUCUUUAGAUGCCCCAGAGCUUUUGUUAGAAACAAAGAGUAGGUUACAAGAAACAAUGUGAAAAUCCAGGCACUGCCAUGAAUCAGAUAUCAGUGGGCAUGGAUUUUGUUUUAAGUUGUCCUGUAAAAGGCAAGUUUCCAUAUGUUAGUCUCUGGUCACGUUGUUUGGAUUGGCACCGUGUGUGAGAUCAUGGGGCAUCUAGAGAUAAUUCCUUGCUGACUGGGAAAUCAACAAAUAAAUCUUACUAUAUAUUGUACUGAC